Molecule: messenger RNA, 1374 nt
Organism: Zerene cesonia (dogface butterfly)
Lineage: Eukaryota; Metazoa; Arthropoda; Insecta; Lepidoptera; Pieridae
Exons: 5
Coding region: 1-1374 (457 amino acids)
Cellular component (GO): extracellular region
Molecular function (GO): chitin binding
Source: RefSeq, a predicted model, not a curated record
AUGGGAACACUUCUCUUUUUCGGAGUUGUAGCUCUAGCCUACGCUCAGCCUAAGCUUGAUUGCCCUAAAGAUGGACACCAUUACCUAGUGCCAGAUCAGACUGACUGCUCCAGAUAUCACCCUUGCUUUCACGGAAGAAAACUGAAGGCGCCGAUGCAAUGCCCUCCGAACACAUUGUUCUCGUUUGAACAGCAAGCCUGCGAGCUUGCUGAGCUGGUGAAAUGUAAAGUUGGCCCCAUCGCCAUAGAAGCCUUCUCAUGCUGCAAUAGCCGUAGCGGGAAAUGUGUCUGUGGACCAGCACCAGAGGAAGAAGAUGUCGUAGUCGAAGAAAGCGAAGAAGAAAAGGAUGAGGGUGAAGUGGUGUGGCUUCCAAACGGCUGUCCAGACCCUAGGAAUCGCACGGUUGAUAAACUCCUGCCUCAUCCCAGUUGCAAUAUGUUCUAUCAGUGUGACAACGGCGAGCUGGUUGAAAGGUUUUGUCCUAACAAUACCCACUUCAACUAUGAAAUUCAGCGUUGUGAAUGGGCACAUUUAUCCAAUUGCACAACUGGUGAAACACCCCACCCAGCGCCUGGGCCAUCUCCUGGUGACAAUGGUAACAACAACUGCAACGGCGGUCUCUGCCCUGAAGGAGAGAUCGAGCUGCUCCCCAAUGGAUGCCCCAAGAACUACUCCUAUGAAAUGCUCCUUCCCCAUCCUAAUUGCGAGAAAUUCUACCAGUGCGUGCAUGGUAAUCUCGUAGAGAUGCCAUGCGCUGCAGGCACUCACUUCAGCUUUGAGCUUCAGCGAUGUGAGUGGCCACACAUAGCCAAUUGCACGCCCGGCACUCCUGAAGGUGAAGAUGAUGAUUGCGAAUGUGAUAAUGAGGAUGAAUGUGACAAUCCUGGUGGAGCAGAGGGUCCCGAUAAUGGUGGUGGUGGUGGUGAUGGAGGUGGUGGUGAUGGAGGUGGUGAUGGAGGUGAUGGUGAUGGUGGCAGUGGAGAUGGUGGUGGUGGUGGAGGAGAAGAAGACUGCGAUUGCGGCCCAAAUGAACCUGUAGAUAACGACAAAAGAUGCAAAGAGGACUGCCACGUGCCGUUCUGGAAACACGAGACUGAUUGCGACAAGUUCUGGAGGUGUGUAGGCGACAAGGCGGUGGUGGGAGUCUGCACUGAGGGUCUCUUCUUCAACGAGAAGAAGCAGUCGUGCGACUUCUCGUGUAACGUUGAUUGCGAGAGGAAAGUAGUGCAGUCUACGCCACAGAUGGAUGGGCUAAAGAUUUUCCUUCCAUGGAGCGAGAUUAAUACCCUGGUCGAGCUAAGCUACGCGCCAAAUAUCAAUAACAUCAUCACUAAGCACAUAAAGAAAGCAAAACAGACUCGCAAUAAGAAGUGA